AUGAAGAAGCAGAAGAUGCCUGCUCGGAGACUCAUACUCCAAUCUUCAAGCGAUUCAGACUCAGAGUAUGUUCCUCCUACACACAAAUCUGCUCCUCCUUCAGAAUCUGAAAGUGAAAGCUUUGAUGAGGAGGCUUCGGGUCGUGACACUACCACUACCACCACUACUACAGGGGCUCAUUCUACAGCACCCACACCAUGUGUUACAACUGAACCACCAAUAACAACCGAGCCUCCUGCCACUACAAAACCCUUAUCACCUACCCCAUCCACUGACACCACCCCAGUUCUUGGCGGUGAGGACUUGGAAUUUGAUUCCACUUAUUUCAGUCCUUACCGUGUACAAAGUGAUGAAGACGAAGAUGCACCUGUCACUAAACGUCAUCUAAAAGCAGUCAAUGACAAACUGGAUCAACUGCUUUCAUCCUCUUCCUCUAGUGCCUAUUCAGAUGCUGCUCUCAAAGCAUUAUUCUCCUCUGUUGUCCAAGAACAUAAUGCCUCCCUCACUGCUGCAGCUAAGGCUAUUGACGCCUCAACUUCCCAAAGCCAGAAGGCCUCCUUUGCUGUUGAGGCUUCCACGAAGGAAUGCAAAGAUACGACCGCAAAAGUCGAUAAACUAAUUUAUGAAGCUCAUUUAUUUUUAGACUCUUUGCAGGCGGCUGCUCAGAAGAACUCUCAGACCAUGAACGCUUCGGUUGAUAAUCUUCAGCGUUCUCUUCAAGCUAAGAGAUCCAAUUUUGAAGCUGCUUGUCAAGCAAUCGAAGCAGCCAAUGCCACUCUGCAUGAUGAUGUCAAUGACCGAUUGACUCAACUGGAGGCAGAGUUGGCUGUGGAAAAUCGCAUUAUAGAUGAGCUGGACAAAUGA
Molecule: messenger RNA, 864 nt
Organism: Lactuca sativa (garden lettuce)
Lineage: Eukaryota; Viridiplantae; Streptophyta; Magnoliopsida; Asterales; Asteraceae
Source: RefSeq, a predicted model, not a curated record